CCUGUAUAAAUGGAUCGAAGUAGCGGAGAAACUUGCAGCUUGUUUAUAUAGUUCCCGCGACCAACUUAUGUGAUUCAGCCUUCUCAGGAUGCGAGACCCAGCGCCGUCAUCCACGGUUCCACUUCAACUGAGUUCUUCUGAACUCUGGUCCACGUUUAGAUUAAUUGAGAGGAGUAUCUGAACCUAGAGGAUCCUUGUUGAGAGUGAAGAAGGGGUUGCAUACUCAUUUGAUAGGGAAUGGGGAGUCAAUAACAGAAAUGCAAGUGUCGAGAAAUUUGAGUUCAAGAGCAGCACACAGCCGCAGUGCUACCGAACAUCUGUAAACGUGGUUAUCUCAGGUUCAUAAACAAGAAUACACCUCCUUCGGAACAACAGAAGCUAGGACCAACUUCGUCUAUACUUGUUGUUUUGCAGGGACUGUUUGCUUCGGCGCUCAAUCAAGCACUGUCUAUGACGGGUUAGAAGUAUGCCAGUGGUGCAACGAAUUUUUGUUACAAACCUGCCGGCACGAAGAGGUGCAGACCUUCUUACAGUCGACACUGGGGUUCAGUCACAGCUGGUGUCUCUAACCUCGAAUGCCCUAUCUGGGACACCGGCAGCAGUGAUUAAUUUAGACGCUCUGCAGUGGUGCCCCAAUACAGCACAUUAAAUUGAAGAGAGUAUAGUUUGCUCAUCGCAGAAUGUGUUGUAAUAGAACUGAUGACAUUGCCAGGACUAGAGGGUGAGAAGGGAGGUCUAGGCGCACGAUUUCACAAUCGCCAGGAGUCAGUAGUGUAACCGCCAUGGGUCGGCACUCGUGUUGUCACAAACAGAAACUGAAGAAAGGCUUAUGGUCACCAGAAGAAGACGAUAAGCUGGUGCGAUAUAUCACUCAGCACGGCCAUGGCUGCUGGAGCGCUGUUCCUAAACAAGCCGGUCUUCAAAGGUGUGGGAAGAGCUGCAGGCUGCGAUGGAUCAACUACUUGAGACCAGAUUUGAAACGAGGGGUAUUCUCCGCGACAGAAGAAAGUUUGAUAAUAGACUGGCAUGCUGCACUUGGCAACAGGUGGUCACAGAUUGCAACACAACUCCCAGGCCGCACGGACAACGAGAUCAAGAACUUCUGGAACUCAUGCAUCAAGAAGAAGCUCCGCAGCAUGGGAAUCGACCCCAGCACUCACAAGUUUGUCACUCCCAACCCGACACUGAUGGAAGCUGGGGAGAGCUCCUCCAGUGAAAUUAACCCUACGAACAACUCCCACAAAUCUUCCACCCAGCUCAUGGCCGGCGGCAUCGACAGAGCGGGUGAAGGGAAUGUAAGGUUGAGGAACAAGUUCAAAGCUCAGUCUACGUUCCUCGUUCCGCAAACUGCCCAAAACAUAUUCAACUCCUCGGAGGAUGUGAUGUACAAUCCAACCAGAUCCUUAAUCCAUCGAGUAAGCUCUCAAUACUCUCACGCAGUCGGACACUUAGUGGACUUCAACAGGGUUGACUUGCAAGCUGGCCAUACACCAUCAAUGAAACUCUCGACUGACAACCUUCUGGAGCGUUUGAUGGUGAGCGGGACAAGUAACGACGCAGGGUUCUCGCCCACAGCGCCGAAUCUGGCUGAGAGCUCCCCAAACCAUCUUCAACCUGAAAGCUAUGAUUCCGCGAGGUUAGUAGAAGUUGAGCAACAGUCCACCACUAUUCCACCCGUUUUCAAUCCUGUGUAUUGGCUGCUCGGUCAGUCUGGGGCAGCCACCAGUUCUUCGUCUGCAUCAGUUCAGGUCCACUUGACCUGCAAAGGCAACAAAGUGCACGACCGAGGUACACAGCAAUUGGAUCCGCAGCUUAGCAGUUUCUCCGACUCUCCCCAGUAUCUUUCAGAGAUGGAGCCGAGGCUGGGUCCACGAUCAACACACUCCGACUCAUCCUCGCUCUCACCUAACCCUGACUUCAUCCCGGGGGGAAAAUUCCCAGGUCACGCUAGUUUUGUACAGGAUAGGGGAGAAUUGAGCUCCAUUACUGCAAAUCUUCACCAACCUGGUGACACUCUGCAGCUCGGUUGUAGGUCGGGUAACGACAUCUACAUGUCUGCGGAUCUGGAGCACCCCGAACGCGGCCUGCGAAGGCCAUAUUUCUGGCCAGAACCGAACAGUUGCAGCACCAGCAACCUCAGCAUCGAGAUAAAUCAUCAGACUAACAGAAACCAUCGUGCCCUAAGUCCUCUUGGCACCAACCAUCUAUGGCAGAAUCGAGCUGGCACCGAUAUUCCAGCGAUUUCGACCGUCAAACGGAAGUGUGCUUCUGUUCUGCCUGCGAAAGAUGUAAUCAGUGACCAACACUUCUCGGCUAAGAGGGCCACGUUGAUCUGCUCUCCCGAUGAUCUCCUAAAGCGUGGAGCGGCGAAUCCCGAUUGCGACGUUGUCAUGAAGUUGUGCGAUUUGCAAGAUCAGCAGCAGACCUGUCACAACGUCCACGAUCGGACCAGGAUCAACACUGUUGGGCUUGAUCAAGUGAAUCAUCAGCUGCUGGCAGUUACAGGUCCUGAGGUUUAUGUCGACAAUGAUCCGUGGCAAAUUGUGCAGACUCAGGAUGGUGCACAAGGUCACAGCUCUUUCUACCACGCCCCCAUGGUUCCCAUUUUUCGAGACCUUCAACGGAUGGCUGCCGUUCUUGACCAGAUUUAGAGGUCGUUUGGCGAUUGGUUUUCACAUUGUAGAGAUACUCUCAUUUCAUACAGAAUCUUCACACUGUAACGAAAACUUUUGGUUCAAACAUGUACAUGAAAUUCAAUGACUCAAAACUGCUGAAGUUGGAAUGGAAGAAGCAGACAUGGGUGAAUUGUAAAACUAUAUAUCACCCACAAGCCAGUGCGGAUGUCCAUCUGGAGGUAACUUAUUAGAUAGCAUGAUCAAUACUAAAAAUCAUUUCAUUCUUUAACCAAUGCAAUAAAUCAACUGCUGUGUGCGAUGAGUGCCUGAAAGUUUCUUAAGAGUCCUAGUUUGAAGUCAGUGCUUGAAGUGCAUUAUUCCACGCACUCAAUAUUGUUUGAACAACUCCACUCAUCCUGUAUAUGAUUCAGUCACCGAUGACAAUUCAAAGCCUCUUUUGAUCCGA
This is a messenger RNA of Physcomitrium patens, 3081 nucleotides long. RefSeq lists its product as uncharacterized. Lineage: Eukaryota; Viridiplantae; Streptophyta; Bryopsida; Funariales; Funariaceae. The record is from RefSeq and is a predicted model, not a curated record.